This is a messenger RNA of Heteronotia binoei (common prickly gecko), 862 nucleotides long. It is a transcript of the gene IDNK, whose product is annotated as IDNK gluconokinase. The coding region runs from base 42 to 608 and encodes 188 amino acids. Gene Ontology annotation, molecular function: gluconokinase activity. The transcript has 5 exons. Gene Ontology annotation, cellular component: cytoplasm. The record is from RefSeq and is a predicted model, not a curated record. NCBI's taxonomy places the organism in Eukaryota, Metazoa, Chordata, Lepidosauria, Squamata, Gekkonidae.
GACAUACAGAAACGCGAGUGCUGCUGGCCGGGUUCCCCAACAUGGCGCUACUGGUGGUCAUGGGAGUGAGCGGCUCGGGGAAAUCCACCGUGGGCUCAACUCUGGCCAAUAAGCUGGGAUGGAAAUUCUAUGAAGGUGAUGAUUAUCAUCCAGAAGAGAACAGAAAGAAAAUGGCGGAAGGAAUCCCUCUGAAUGAUCAGGACAGAAUUCCAUGGCUUUGCCACUUGCAUGAAAUACUAAUGAGGGAGCAUGCCUCUGGGCAAAACACAGUUUUAGCCUGCUCAGCUCUGAAAAAAAUGUACAGGCGCAUUUUAGAAAAUGGGGAGGCUGGUAUAAAUGUCCAGAAUUCAAGCGGUCAGCCGGAAGAACAAGAGGAGCCUGCAUCACGAAAGAUCUUUUUCAUUCACUUAGAUGGACCAAUGGAGCUCAUUGCUCAGCGCCUGGCAAAAAGGAGGGGCCACUUUAUGCCACCUGAGCUACUACGGUCUCAGUUUGAUGCUCUCGAAGCUCCAACAACACCUGAAAAUUUUAUCACUAUCAGUCUGGAAAAGCCUGUUUCGGAAAUUGUAUCUAUAAUUGAAGAAUAUGUUAGAAACAGGUAUGGAUAGUCCUUCCAGACUGGUUUUUAGUUUACAGAACAAACUCAAACAAGAUUUGUUGUCUGUCAUAGAGUUUCUUUCCUUUAACCAAACAUAAUGGUGAAUUAACUUCAUUGUGCUUAUGAGAUGAGGACAAUGCUGCUUAGUUGUGAGUUAUUUUUCACUUUCUGCUUUUCCAUACAUUGAACUUAGGUGAGUGUUUAAAGCAUGUAUAAUUGCCCUAAUAUUCCAAUGCAUUAUGUUAGAAAAAUGCCAUUGAAAAA